Molecule: messenger RNA, 1260 nt
Organism: Tupaia belangeri chinensis (Chinese tree shrew)
Lineage: Eukaryota; Metazoa; Chordata; Mammalia; Scandentia; Tupaiidae
Gene: YBX2
Product: Y-box binding protein 2
Exons: 9
Molecular function (GO): nucleic acid binding
Source: RefSeq, a predicted model, not a curated record
GGGACCCCCGCGCCCCCGGCCCGGAGUCAGGCGGACAAGCCGGUGCUGGCAAUCCAAGUCCUGGGCACUGUCAAAUGGUUCAACGUCCGGAAUGGUUACGGAUUCAUCAACAGGAAUGACACCAAGGAGGAUGUCUUUGUUCACCAGACAGCCAUUAAAAGGAACAACCCCAGGAAGUUUCUACGCAGCGUUGGAGAUGGGGAGACUGUGGAGUUUGAUGUCGUGGAAGGAGAGAAGGGUGCAGAGGCUGCUAAUGUCACUGGGCCUGGGGGGGUGCCAGUGAAAGGCAGCCGCUAUGCCCCCAAUCGACGUCGAUUCCGCCGAUUCAUACCCCGGCCUCGCCCAGCUGCCCCCCCACCCAUGGUGGCAGAGGCUCCCUCAGGUGGGACAGAACCCAGCAGCGAAGGGGAGCGGGCUGAAGACUCCGGGCAGCGGCCCAGACGACGGCGCCCACCGCCCUUCUUCUACCGCCGGCGGUUUGUGCGAGGCCCGCGGCCCUGCAACCAGCAGCAGCCCAUAGAGGGCACCGAUGGGGUAGAACCCAAAGAGACAGCCCCACUGGAGGGGGACCAACAGCAGGGAGAUGAGCGCGUCCCCCCACCCAGAUUCCGACCCAGGUACCGAAGGCCUUUCCGCCCCCGGCCACCCCAGCAACCUACCACAGAAGGUGGGGAUGGUGAGACCAAACCCAGCCAAGGCCCCACUGAUGGCUCCCGGCCUGAGCCCCAGCGCCCGCGAAACCGCCCCUACUUCCAGCGGCGCCGGCAGCAGCCUCCUGGCCCACGGCAGCCCACAGCCCCAGAGACCUCAGCCCCCAUCAACAGUGGGGACCCCACCACCACCAUACUGGAGUGAUUCCAACUAAAAAGGACACCCAGGGCUACCACCCGGUAUCUGCCAGUUUUUCCAACUGACCUGUACCCUAACCCAGCACCCCUCCCUCCUUUCCCAUAAUUCAUGACAUCAAAACACCAGCUUUCCCCCUUUUCCUUGAGACUCAGGAGGGCCAAAGCAACCACCUUUGCUUUUUCCUAUCCCCUACCAAGGGCCAAGAGAAGGGAUCCAUUCUUACUGUUCAGAGGCACCAGCUCCCUCCCCUAAAUCAGGCUGAGAAGGAACCAGCCAGCACUUACCUCCUCCUGGUUGUUUUCUUUCCCACCCCAGUUUAUUUUUCAUCCCCCUUCCUCCCUACCUCCGAAGCCAGUUUAUGAACUGUCAUGUGCCACCUGAGCCUCGAGUAAAAACAAAAACAGGCUCUCC